CUUCGUAGACAAAAGUCAGAAACUUUUAGUUAAGGUUAUAAGGCGUUGAAUUUGUUAUAAAUAAAUAAUGGCGCGAAAACAAGCAGUUUCGAUCCAAGAAACUGUGGAAACCAAUGAGGAUUUCGAGGCCUACCUCGCAGCUCAUAAGGAUCAACUUAUUUGUAUGGAGGUGUACUCUGAUUUCUGCGGCCCCUGUCUGGCAACUGGUAACGCUGUCAGAAAGGGUAAGCUGGAGAUUGGUCAAGACCGAAUCGCUAUGGUCAAGUGUUGCGCUGACAAUAUAGAUGCACUGGCAAGAUUCAAGCAUCAUAGCGAGCCGGCGUUUCUGUUCUUAGUGAAUGGUAAACUGACCCGUGCGAUGUUCGGCCCAAACGGCAUAGAUCUGUGCCGUAUCAUAGAGGAAGAACUGAAGAUCAUGGACAGGGAAGCCGAGGGCAUUAUUGUAGAGAGGCCUCGACUUGAAGUACAUGAGAUGCUGCCUGAAGAAGCGGCUAAAAUGCAAGAAAACUUGAAGAUCGAGGAAGAAUACCGUGACGCAGCCGAGCGUCUCCGGGUGCUGACGCUAGCGGCUCGCAAGAAGAGAGUGAACGAGCGCCUCUCGCAGAACAUUAAGAGACUGAACUUCAUCAUGUUCUGGCCACAUUGCCAUCAAGCGCACUACGAUUUGUAUGAGAAAUGGGAUAUGAUCAAUAUAACGGUGGCAGCAAAAGACACGUUCCAACUAGACGAGCGGGGAGCCCGCGAGGCUCUAUACAUGAGCGAUGUGGAUCCAAACGAGGCGUGUGUUCACGCGCUGCUCGCCGGCCCCGUGCUGGUCGUGCUGUUCAAGAUGUUCGAGACUGAUACUAGGGACUUUGUCAAGUUAAUGCGCUACACACUUUACGAGGAGAUCCCGAUCCCCAAAGAGGACGUGAGCCCCGAGAAGCAAGUGCCGCCGGUGCCAGCUUACGAGAGAUACGCCAGCAUCAGCAAGACUGCGCGCGAAGUGCGCCGUGACCGCUACAAUGCGAAGCUGCAGAAAUUGAAAGAAGAAAAAGAAGACGCGGAACGUCUCCAAGCUGAACAGGAGCGAUUGGCGCGCGAGGCUCAGGAGGAAGCCGCCAGGGUCGAGAAACAACGCCUGGAGGAAGAGAGGAUGGCCAGGAUUGCUGCUGGGUUGCCAGCCGAUCCUGAACCACCACCGCCACCGCCGCCACCAGAACCGACAGAAGGAGAGCCUGCAGAAGGAGCGGAAGGAGUAGAAGGAGAAGCGACAGAAAGCGGGGAAGGAGGAGAGGAGAAACCAGAGACAGUGGAGACAGCGUCGGAAGUGGCAACUACUAUCACAGACUUAACUCCAGGAGAGGGGGGUCCAGAAGACGCUAUGUUAGAUGAGGAUGUAGGAGAAAAAGAAGAAGAGUUUAAUUCCGAUAUAGAAGUGGAGGGAGAGGAUUACAUCCCUCCCGGAGGUCUGUUCGUGCCAGGCUUGUAUACACCGGCCAAUGAGCUCGCUAAAGCUAAUGGACUUGCUUUUUUCUAUCCCAAGCAAGUAGCAGACUUGGCAGAGGUGAUAGAGACAGAGUACCUGCCGCCGCACGUGCUCGUCAUAUUCCCCAUAGACAAGCGCUACGAUGUGCAGGAGGUCGUCAACUUGUACUCCUCCGAGAUCUUGAAUAUGGGUAUCUUCGUGGGUGAAGACCCAUAUAGCGCGGAGCACGUCGCCUACAGCAUCAAACAGUACGACAAGAUGGAACGCCCGAGGAGAUACUUUGACCGCCUAGCCCUGAUGGUCUCCCGCAAGCGUUCCUUACCUCUACUCCAGCUGGCUGGUCUGAACCCCGUAUAUAUCAGCUCUGAUGUCAUCAGCGGGGAGAGGGAGUGUCUCGCCAUGUUCCCCGUUGGCUACGGAGACGAUCACGAGGAGAUUGAGAGCGUUGAAGAAGAGGAGGUCGUGGUAACCGAACAGCCACAAGAAACAGUUCAAGAGACUGUUGCUGCCGAAGAGAGACCAGAAGACGAAGACGAGGAUGAAGAAGAGGAACCAACCAUGUGAUAAGCCUGAAUCAUGAAGUCACCCUCACGAACUGCCGAUAAGUUUAUGUAAUGGCCUGUUCAAACAGCGAGUCGUGCUUGUACGGAAGCUUGGAAUUGAGUUCCGCUACGAUCCUGCACAACUUUACUUUUUAGCUUCCACUGACCAGCGUCAGAGUAGAUGCCGUUAAAGUAUGUCUAAAAAA
Messenger RNA from Helicoverpa armigera (cotton bollworm), 2216 nucleotides. RefSeq lists its product as uncharacterized. The transcript has 15 exons. The record is from RefSeq and is a predicted model, not a curated record. Lineage: Eukaryota; Metazoa; Arthropoda; Insecta; Lepidoptera; Noctuidae. Bases 68 to 2032 code for a protein of 654 amino acids.